Molecule: messenger RNA, 1017 nt
Organism: Dentiscutata heterogama
Lineage: Eukaryota; Fungi; Glomeromycota; Glomeromycetes; Diversisporales; Gigasporaceae
Source: the annotation of a GenBank genome assembly
AUGACAGGUCCACGCGAUCUUAACGCACAAAUAGAGAGCCUUGUAAAUCGUCUUCGCCGACGACAAGUCGUAGGUUCCUGGCGUGUCUCUGUUGAAACAGCUGUACUACUUCGGCAGGUAGUUUCCGCUACUCGGUGGAAUCAGGUUGAAACAUUGAUAAAAGUAGUUAAAGAAGAUGUGGGAAGGAGGUUAGUUAUGGCUCAACCACGAGAACUCGCCGUAGGAAAUAUUGUUCGUCGCGUAUUACGCUUAAUACGUGAUGUAUAUAACUCUGAGAAAAUAAGAACUAUUAGUUUUUAUGGUGGAUCAGGUACAGGAACAAACAAUCGUUCUUCCAUGAUAAACUUACUUGGAGAUGGUGGUACCAAAAGGACAUCUAUAGAUGAUGAUCGAAAACCUCCCAAUAUCCUUUUGAUCCAUCAGGCCAUGGAACAUAUUCAUUCAAAUGAGAUUAUUAUGACUGUUGGUAGAUCAAGAACUGUGGAAAAGUUUUUGAAAACUGCUGCGAAUAAAAGAAAAUUUUCUGUUUUAGUUGCAGAAACAUUCCCAACAUAUCUAGGUCAUGAGAUGGCAUUAUCUUUGUCAGAAGCAGGGAUUGACACAACUGUAAUCUCUGAUUCGGCAAUCUUUGCUGUCAUGUCCAGAGUGAAUAAAGUGAUAAUGGGUACACAUGCAGUACUCGCGAAUGGUGGGUUAAUUUCUGUUAGUGGUGCACAAAUGGUGGCCACGGCUGCUAAACACCAUUCAAAACCAGUAGUAGUUUGUACUGGUCUUUAUAAAUUAUCGCCACUUUAUCCUUAUGAUGAAGAUUCAUUUAAUGAUCUUGUCGCUCCUGAUCCAGUGUUGAGUUUUAAUGAAGGCGAUUUAAUAGAUAAAGUGACGUUAUUGAAUCCUUAUUACGAUUAUGUUUCACCAGAGCUCGUGAGCCUUUUCAUUACAAACACCGGAGGUCAUCCUCCUUCAUACCUAUAUAGAUUGAUAAAUGAAAAUUAUGACCCCGAUGAUACAGUCAUAUAA